AUGGGCUUCGUAGGCGCUGGUGGCGGGCUGCCGUGGGCUCAGUAUGAACCGCCGCGUCCUCUUCCUGCUCCGCGUGAUCUCGCCGUGUCGUCUCACCGUGCCCGCUCGUCCGCGUUGCUUCCGCCGAUGAAGAGAAUUCCCACGGCGACCCUGGCCCGCCUAUGGUCGCUGGCGGCGUCCCUGCAGAGCCUUGAGCGGAUUCUCCAGGAGUCAUAUGACUCCAUGCCGAUCAUCCCGGUGCUGAGAGCGGGGGCGGUCAUGGCGGAGCAGAUGGGGCCAGUCAUUCCCCACACCAUCACCUACCACCUCGGCUAUGUGCGGGACGAGACCACGCUCCAGCCAACACUCUACCUCAACAAGCUGCCCAAGGCGUUCAACCCGGAGGCACAGAUCAUCAUCGUUGAUGCCAUGCUGGCCACAGGAGGCACGAUGAUGGCGACGAUGGAGGAGGUGGUGGGGCGAGGUGCCAACCCCGACAACAUCCGCAUCAUAUCGGCCAUAGUGGCAUCGCCAGCACUCAAGCUCCUGAGUGAGAAGUACAAAGGGCUGCGAGUGUACACGGGGAUGAUUGACGCUGACGUCAACGACCAAGGGUAUGCCCGCCAUGCCGUAUUCCCACCCCACCCCACCUGGCUUGCCUCCGCCCUGUCGCCUUCAAUGCCCACCUGCGCGCUCGUCCCCCUCUUUCCUCCUUUCUUCAUCCCCUCCGUUCCCUCUCUCGGGCUCUUGACUCCCACUCGCACCCACUUGCAUGCCAUCCCCCCCACAUCAGGUUCAUUGUACCUGGACUAG
Messenger RNA from Closterium sp. Naga37s-1, 792 nucleotides. The record is from the annotation of a GenBank genome assembly. NCBI's taxonomy places the organism in Eukaryota, Viridiplantae, Streptophyta, Zygnematophyceae, Desmidiales, Closteriaceae.